AUGCUGGAGGAGCUGUCGGUGAUGGAUGCACAGGCGCAGCCUUUUGUCGAGUGGCUGGAGAAGGAGAAGGCCUCGCUGCUGGCGCGCCGGCGGAAGCCCAAGCCGAAGCAGCCCGAGGCGUCCGAGCCGGACAAACCGCCUGGCCAGUUUUCGCCGAAGGUGGCCGCCUCCCAGGAGGCUGGCGCCGGGGUGGUGAUCACGAAGCGCCUGACCCUGCAGCCAAAUUCGGUGACCGCUUCUCUGGUGGAGUCGGCCAAGGCCGGCGCAGGGGUGGUGAUCACAAAGCGCCUGACGCUGCAGCCCAACACCGGGCAAUGGCCAGUGGAGAGCCCACUGGAUCCCGAAAGAGUUGCGGCAGACAAGAAGGCGGAGGAGGCGCACCAGAAGAAGCUUGAGCUUCUGGCGGAGAUGACCCAAAAGCUCCAGGUCAUUUUGCAACGCCUCUCAGACAAGAACCUCUCCGACGCCAGCCGCGAGAGGUACCAGGGCAUGGCGCAGACGAUCCAGAGCCGUAUGGCGUCACUGUCGCAACACCCGGCGGAGAAGGCGGAGGCGCCCGAAAGCGCCGUCGAGGUCGAGGGCGCCUGA
Effrenium voratum is the source of this 588-nucleotide messenger RNA. Lineage: Eukaryota; Dinophyceae; Suessiales; Symbiodiniaceae. The record is from the annotation of a GenBank genome assembly.